AUGAGCACUGAAAGCAUGAUCCGGGACGUGGAGCUGGCUGAGGAGGCGCUCCCCAAGAAGGCAGGGGGCCCCCAGGGCUCCAGGCGGUGCCUGUGCCUCAGCCUCUUCUCCUUCCUCCUCGUGGCAGGAGCCACCGCGCUCUUCUGCCUGCUGCACUUCGGGGUGAUCGGCCCCCAGAGGGAAGAGGUGAAAAGAGAACUCCAGAUUCACCUCCCCCUGGCCCGGACCCUCGGAUUAUCUUCUCGAACCCCAAGCGACAAGCCCGUCGCCCAUGUUGUCGCAAACCAGCACGCCGUGGGGCAGCUGCAGUGGCAGAACAAGAUCGCCAACGCUCUCCUGACCAACGGCAUGAGGCUGAUAGACAACCAGCUGGUGGUGCCCACGGACGGACUGUACCUGGUCUACUCCCAGGUCCUCUUCAAGGGCCAGGGCUGCCCUCAGAGCCACCUGCUCCUCACGCACACCAUCAGCCGCUUCGCCGCUUCCUACCAGGACAAGGUCAGCCUCCUCUCGGCCAUCAAGAGCCCCUGCCAGAGGGAGACCCCAGAGGGGACUGAGGCCAAGCCCUGGUACGAGCCCGUCUACCUGGGAGGGGUCUUCCAGCUGGAGAAGGACGAUCGGCUCAGCGCUGAGAUCAACCUGCCUGACUAUCUCGAUUUUGCCGAGUCCGGGCAGGUCUACUUUGGGAUCGUUGCCCUGUGA
Messenger RNA from Miniopterus natalensis, 702 nucleotides. It is a transcript of the gene TNF, whose product is annotated as tumor necrosis factor. Gene Ontology annotation, biological process: extrinsic apoptotic signaling pathway via death domain receptors; positive regulation of canonical NF-kappaB signal transduction; positive regulation of extrinsic apoptotic signaling pathway. The record is from RefSeq and is a predicted model, not a curated record. Gene Ontology annotation, cellular component: cell surface; membrane. Lineage: Eukaryota; Metazoa; Chordata; Mammalia; Chiroptera; Miniopteridae. Gene Ontology annotation, molecular function: cytokine activity; tumor necrosis factor receptor binding.